AUGGGGAGCCAGGGUCCCGGUGGACCGCCCCGGGUCCAGGCUCCCUACACGGUUCUGCUGCUGCCACUGGGAACAAGCUGCCGAGACUCGGGCCGUAGCUUUUUCCUCUGGCUGCAGAGGAUGCAGGCUCUGGAGAGGGAGCAGGAUGCCCUGUGGCAGGGGCUAGAGCUGCUGGAGCAUGGCCAAGCCUGGUUUGAGGGCCAUCUGAGGGAGGCCCAACACGAACAGCUGCAUCUAGGGGCCCUCGGUGAGAAUUUUCUAACAGAUUUACACUCAAAGCCUCGUGGCCUCCAGUUAGCCCAGAUUCAAAAGGUGAACAUGUGUUUGCAGAAUCUGAUUCAGGAGAAACUCUCCCCAUAUCCCCUAAAUAAGGCUAGUUCCUGUGCUGCCCAGGACUGGAAGGGAAGGCCAAGGAAGCAGAACUUACAGCAGCAACAGGAGUUGCUGAGGCAGAAGGGAGGCAUUUGGCCAAAAGGAGAGACCCCUCAGCUGAGCUGUCCCAAGAUGCAGAAGGGCCCAACCCGUGUGUAAAGCCUCCUCUGGGUUUCCUCAUUUGGUGAGGGGGAAG
Mustela lutreola (European mink) is the source of this 568-nucleotide messenger RNA. RefSeq names its product suppressor APC domain containing 1 (gene SAPCD1). NCBI's taxonomy places the organism in Eukaryota, Metazoa, Chordata, Mammalia, Carnivora, Mustelidae. The record is from RefSeq and is a predicted model, not a curated record.